AUGGAAGCAAAAACGCUGCUGCUUCUGAAUGCCGCUUCGAUAGUUGUCAUUUCGUUCGCCACUGAUAACUGGAUUCAAGUAUCCUACAGUAUCUCUGCGGUGCCCGACUAUUGUACUCUGCAUCAGAUGCCCGAUUUUCACAUUUUGCAAUGUAGCACCGAUCGUCGGCUUAUCAACCCGCAGUACUCCAACUUAUUUCGUCAGUGCAAUGAUUUGACAGGUCCAUCCAUAUUCAGCUCAUUUUCACUGUAA
This is a messenger RNA of Gongylonema pulchrum, 252 nucleotides long. NCBI's taxonomy places the organism in Eukaryota, Metazoa, Nematoda, Chromadorea, Rhabditida, Gongylonematidae. The record is from the annotation of a GenBank genome assembly.